Molecule: messenger RNA, 1210 nt
Organism: Zymoseptoria tritici IPO323
Lineage: Eukaryota; Fungi; Ascomycota; Dothideomycetes; Mycosphaerellales; Mycosphaerellaceae
Gene: MVD1
Product: MVD1, mevalonate pyrophosphate decarboxylase
Exons: 1
Coding region: 35-1210 (391 amino acids)
Biological process (GO): isopentenyl diphosphate biosynthetic process, mevalonate pathway; isoprenoid biosynthetic process
Cellular component (GO): cytosol
Molecular function (GO): ATP binding; diphosphomevalonate decarboxylase activity
Source: RefSeq, a predicted model, not a curated record
CGCUCCACCGCCACCCCAUACCCCCUCAACCAGCAUGGCUUCCUCCUCCUCCGCCGACGACAUCACCCGGGCCAGCACUUUCGCUCCCGUCAACAUCGCCGUCAUCAAGUACUGGGGCAAACGCGACACGAAACUCAACCUCCCCACCAAUGCCUCCCUCUCCGUGACUCUCUCCCAGGACGACCUCCGCACCCACACCACCGCCUCGUGCUCGCCCUCCUUCACCUCCGACUCCCUCACCCUCAACUCUCAACCCCAAGACAUCUCCGGCGCCCGCACACAAGCCUGCCUCCGCGAGCUCCGCUCCCUCCGCGCCGACUUGGAAUCCUCCGAUCCGUCGCUCCCCAAACUCUCCACCCAACACCUCAAAAUCGUCUCGGAGAACAACUUCCCCACCGCCGCUGGUCUCGCUUCUUCCGCCGCGGGCUUCGCCGCCCUCGUCCGCGCCAUCGCAAACCUCUACGCCCUGCCCUCUUCGCCCACCGACCUCUCCCGCAUCGCUCGUCAAGGCUCCGGCUCGGCAUGUCGCAGUCUGAUGGGUGGCUACGUCGCCUGGCAAAAAGGCGAGCAGGCGGAUGGAUCGGACAGUUUCGCCUACGAAGUCAGUCCAGCAUCCCACUGGCCGGAUAUGCGUGCCAUUAUCCUCGUUGCGUCGGCGGAGAAGAAGGACGUCUCCAGCACAGCGGGCAUGCAACAGACUGUGGCUACUUCAGCACUCUUCGCACAUCGCGCGGAAGAAGUCGUGCCAAAGAGGAUGAAGGCUAUGGAGAAGGCGAUUCACAACCGAGACUUUGAAGCGUUUGCGGUGUUGUCGAUGAAGGAUAGUAACAACUUCCAUGCGACGUGUCUGGAUACACAACCGCCGAUUUUCUACAUGAACGAUACGAGUCGAGCGGCGGUGAGGAUGGUCGAGGCUAUCAACGCGCUGCAUCCAGAGGGCAAGACGUAUGCGGCGUAUACAUUCGAUGCGGGUCCGAAUGCGGUGGUCUAUUAUCUGGCUCAAGAUGAGGAUAUGGUUGCUGGUGUGUUCAAGGGGCUGUUGGGCGAGAAGACUGGGUGGGAUAGUCCGAGAGGGAAGAAGAUUCAGGUCAAGGAAGGUGCGCUGGCAGGCACGGAGGUUGCGGGUGAGAAGUUGAAAGAGGGCAUUUCGAGAGUGAUUUUGACGAGUGUGGGUGAUGGGCCGAGGAAGACGGAGGAGCAUCUUUGUUGA